AUGGCCACCGACUUCACGCAGGACUCCGUGCUGCGCUUCAUCAUCAACAACGGCGGGACGGUGCGAAACUCGGACUUGUUAACCCACUACAAGCGCUUUUUGCGGGAGGACGAGGAGAGAGAGCAGAACCGGGAGUUGUUCAAGAGGUAUGUGAACUGUGUGGCGACCGUGAGGCAGGAGGAGGGGGUCUCCCAUGUUGUGCUGAGGAGAAAAUACCGUGCGCAUCUCGGAGACGUCGCUAAAAACAGAGAUCAGGGACAAAAACAAGAGGCGAGCGGGAAACCACAGGCUGCUUUGACGAUCCCGGCUCGCUUUGAAAUCCUGCCAGCUGCUGGCAUCCUCAACAACAAUAACAACGACUCUACUCCCAGUUUUGAGAAAGCUGUCAGAGCUUCGUCUCCGCAUGGGAGGGAACAACCUGCUGCAUCCACUUCCUGUGAGGAGCAGGUUAGCGACACCUGCGCUUCGAAACCAACCCCGUCUGAUACUGACAGUCGCUCCAAUGGGAGCGGCCAGAGCUUUGAACAGCCAUGGGAGGUGAGAACGGCAGGGGAGGCAACGGAGCAGGAGCACAACGGCGUUUGCGUUGUCAAACAGAGACAAUCAAGGGAAGCAGAUGGUUGCGAGCAGUCCUUGGUCAACCCUGCGCAUUGUCCUUACUACGAGAUUACAGUGACGCCUGUAGAUGAAAGGGAAAGCACCUCUGAGGUUCACGUCAACGAAUGGCCUUUGCGCUCCACCCUCGGACAGUCUCACGUAUACAAGUCUUCACCAUGCCUUCUGGACCACCCACCCAUACACUCCCAGACGUACAAACAAGCUGGCUUAAGCCGAAGCAACGAUAGCCUACUAAGACCAAACGGGGGGUUUAAUGGAUUUCCGAUCCUGGAGCAAGACGAAUAUGAGCCUCACGGCUUGUCCGUUCACAAUCCUGCCACGUUUCUGCAGAUUUACCAUCGCCCAUCGAGCCUGUCCUCAAGUCGGGAUAGCCUCUCGAUUCCGUCCCCUUCUUCUACUCCGCCCGACACCGGUUGGCCACAUAGCAAUGAGUGGCCAAGCGAUCAAGGACUUGUCCCAGAACAAGACGGGAACGAUGUUCGCGCUUUCCUGCGCCGCACCCAGGAAGCAAAGCUGCUUUCGCAACUGCACCAACCGAGCCGCGCCAUCAUGUCCAUGCACCACUCGACGGGUCACCUCAUGGACGAGGACUCUAGGGCGUCUACUCGGAGUAGUUCCCCAGAGACCCGUCACGGACCCAUCGUCCGCCGCUUGACGUCCCGCCUGCGGAGUCGCAUGUGUCGCAGUCUCGGAGAAGACCUGGACCAGCCGUUCCCAGAGGACAGCAUCUCGGCGCGGCACAACCGUCUCCAGCUGCUGUCCUCGACGCUAAGCAUGGGAAACCUAGUCUCGCAGUCUUCCAGCCUAGGACAAAUUUCUAGAGACUUCUCAUCGCCUGCUGGAUCUGUGCGAAGCUUGUCGACCUCCGUCCACGAUGGUUCCUUCAGCAUCAAAAAUUCCUCCAUCCCUCUUGACCCCAGAGAGCAUGACUGGUUUGUCAAAGCGGCAUCAGGCACAUGGACCGACAUCUACUCUCUCUUCCGAGAUGAUCCAAACCUCCUGAGCAAGCGAGAUUUCAUAUCCGGCUUCACCGUCGUCCACUGGAUCGCCAAACACGGCGACCAUCGCGUCUUAAACACGCUGUGGUACGGCGUCGACAAAGCCGGGAUGACUCUGGACGUCAACGCAAAGACCUUGUGUGGCUACACGCCGCUCCACUUGGCGGCCAUUCACGGCCAUAAGAAACUACUUCGGCUCCUGGUGCAGAAGUUCAAAGCUGAUGUGCGGAUAAGGGACAGCAGCGGGAAGAGACCGUGGCAAUAUCUGAGCAAAGACGAACAACGGGAUAUCUUAGAACUUCUGGGUGCACCACAAAAACGCAUUAGUGGUAGUCCAGCGACGCCAGUAAACCUGUCCGUGAGGCCCGCGACGACCAAGGUGAACGUCAAAAGACAUACGUCUAUCGCUGCACUGUUCAAACACAAGUCUCACUUGAGGGUCUCAUCUGGUCCAGAAGCUUUUUAG
This is a messenger RNA of Puntigrus tetrazona (Sumatra barb), 2082 nucleotides long. RefSeq names its product ankyrin repeat domain-containing protein SOWAHB-like. The coding region runs from base 1 to 2082 and encodes 693 amino acids. Gene Ontology annotation, molecular function: protein binding. Lineage: Eukaryota; Metazoa; Chordata; Actinopteri; Cypriniformes; Cyprinidae. The record is from RefSeq and is a predicted model, not a curated record. The transcript has a single exon.